Messenger RNA from Xylaria bambusicola, 3344 nucleotides. RefSeq lists its product as uncharacterized. The transcript is spliced from 2 exons. NCBI's taxonomy places the organism in Eukaryota, Fungi, Ascomycota, Sordariomycetes, Xylariales, Xylariaceae. The record is from RefSeq and is a predicted model, not a curated record. Bases 459 to 3119 code for a protein of 886 amino acids.
GAAACUGGCAAUUUUGUGACUCUUCCGGUUUCGUCCAGCAUACCUAGAUUAUCUCUGCAUAGAGGGUGGAAAGCGCAGCUUGACGCCGAAAUGAGCCCAUCCUAUGCUAGGUAGUGUCUUAGUCCAAACACCAUGUGCCCGUUUCCGGAAACGUCUACUAGGGUAAUGGCGAUAUACAGAAAAGGUAUUCGUAAGAGCAAGAACAAAGCCUGAGUCAUAGAGAAUUUGGCCUUAGACAAGAGCCUCGGAAUUCUAUAGAGGUCUGGGUGUAGCCUCUGCUCAUUGUCCUUCACCCUUGUCCCAUAGCCCAUAUCUGUCCAGAAUUGACGGGCAGUUGGUAUGAGCCUUAGGCACCUAUCUAGUCUACGCAAAUAUUAUGUGACCUUGCCCCUCCAACCAGAAAACAGAUAGUAAACAGUUUCCCAAACAUUGUCGAGGCCGAGAAGAAAGCAACCAAGAUGGCAGGCCAUUCCAGCCUCGGCGGCAAUGCGCCGGCGGGUGACGAAGUACAGAAAUUGAGAGAAGAGUUGGCUCAUCUACGGGAAUACAAGACGUUGGCAGAGUGCAAGCUGCAACAGAUGGGCUUGAGUCUGAAAGUGGCCCAGACGCAAGGUUGGGUGAGCAAGCGUGCACACUCCCGCCGGAAGCGGGCGGAGAAGAAGAAGGCGGCGGAUGAUGCAACAUGGGCCGAGAUCAACAAAACCCGGCAAUGGAUACGCGAGGAACGUAAGAAGGUAGGACUGCCCGUAGACGAUCCGACUCCGUCCCCGUCCGAGGCGGCUUACAGGGAACGUGUUUCUCGGGCGGCAGCCCAGGCGAAGGCGCACUCUCUACGCAACCGUGUCAGGCGAGUCUCGCACCAGUUGCUCAUAGCCGCCGCCCUCGGCAAGCAAUACCGCGAGGUCACUGUGGCUGACCAUUCAGGCCACAAUGUCCCCGGUACUGACCCGGCCGUACGGUUGGAGCAUAGGCCCUUUGAUGCACGCAGUGAGACGAGCUUGAGUGCUACCGAGGCCAUGGCGCGCUCGUUCCGCAAUUGGGCAAACCGCGAGAAACAAAAUCGGUUCCGUUCCCGCUCUCAUACACCCUCGACGGUCUAUGUCAGCAGCCGAACCACAGGUCCAGAUACUACAGUUAGUGGCAGUGUAAGCGAUAGCUCGUUCGCUGACGAUGAUGCUGCUGCUGAUGUCAGAGCGGCCAUGGCUCUCGUAUACGAUUCUGGAUUCUGGACUGAAGAUUGCGCCGACGAUCGUGACGACGAUGACGAGGAGGAUGACGACUACUCUGGUGGGCUAGCUAGUCUCAGCUUCAAUGAUGUUUCAGACGACAUCAAGCAAACUGCUUGCGCCAUGUUAGCCGCAGCUGGAAAUGCCGAAGACGGCGAUAAAGAUUGGGCAUACCUAAUUGCUGAGACACUUGCGAAGAGCUGGCACUUUCACACUCCAUCUUCCGAAUCGCAGGAUCUUGUCAACCCUUCCGCUGACGUCGACGAGUCCGACGCCUCCUUGAACUCUUCCUCAACCGAGCUCUCAGAAAAAGCCAAGAAGUUACUCGAGUUCUUUAACCUUAGCCCGCCCAAAAAAAAGAAGAUUUUGAACGAAAAAUCAAACAAGAACGUUACGACACCUGGUUGGUUUGAAUCAAAUUCCAAAAAGGGGCAGCCAAAGAGUAAAAAGACAUCGGCGACGACGAAAGCAGGACAGGUAAAGCAACCAACAAAACAGACGACCAAAAAGAAGGUUCCCUUGGUGCAGCAGGAGCAGAAGCCGAAGAAUAAUGAGAAGCUACCCCCCCUCGUCAAAAGUGUGCCCACAAAGACAUCCCAAUUGUCUGCCAAAUCACAACGGCCACGCAUUGAAGAAGUCUAUGAAGGACAAGGCAACAAACCAGCGCAUCCACACGAAAGUGUUUGGAAUCCUAACUGGUGGCGCGUCAACAACAAGGACCAUGACGACGGGAUAUGGGCCGGCAAGGAAGAGAAGUUCAAGCAGCCAAAAUCCAACUUGGAGACGGGCUGGAUAACGUGGGAUGAACAAGAAAGGCGCUUCCCGCACCUCGACGAGCGGCUACGGCUACACUGCGUCACCAAGCCGGGUCACGCCAUUUAUGACCCGGAAACGGUCGACACACAAGUCUGGGAUCCGCUCAGCAGGGCCAUCAAGGAAUCCAGCACGGGUAAGCGGCAGCGACUGCAUCUCGGACCCAUCACGAUGCACUCACUUAGGCGCUGGUGGGAGACUGGCCACAGCUACGAUAUUCCCCUCAAUCCCAUCCAGAUGCCCGACCCCCCUAGUGCCGAGGACAAGAAGCGGCCGCUGCCGACCAUGACGUUCUCCGAUUCCUCCGCACCCAAGAACGCGAAGAAGCAGAACACUACCGGAGGUCUAUUCGGAGACCAGGGAACGGAUACCGUGAAGGGGAAGAACAAGGUCUCGUUCACCCCGCCGUCUUCGUCUAUGCUGGCUGGGAAGACCAAGACCCCAACCACCGGGGCUGUCGCAAAGCAGGCCACUGCUGUCGCAUCCGUUCAUUACCCCCUAAAGUCACCCACCGCGCAAUCCUUCUCUAGAGCCGACUUAGAAUAUACUUCUCCCGCCGCGUUCUCAGCCAUCGCGGGCCUCAAGACACCGCGCUCAUGGGGUACUACUGCACAAAACCCUCUCACGCCGCGCAGCACCAGCACCAGUGCCGGCCCGCCACCCGCUCCGACCGUGGCUCUCUACGAGAGCUCCGAUGACGACGGCAUCGAGGGGCUAGUGAGCGAAGAAGAGAAGGAGAAAUUCGCCGCGUUUCUAGAUGUGAUCCGCUCUAGCAAUAACAGUAAUAGCGGCAAAGGCAAGCGGGUUGCUGAGACGGAGGUCUCGUCGCUGGCGACGAAGAAGAGGCGCGUCAAUGACUCGGAGAAAGAGAACAGCGAGGAUGAGGACGACGAGGAAAGGGAAUUUAUCCCCUUGACGCCGGCGUCGGCGAAGACCGCCAAGUCUGUGCGUUUCGAUGUCGAGAACAAUAGUGGCAGUGGCUUGAGCAGUGGGAUGAGAGAUGGUGCGAGACGCGCGCUUGAACGGUAUGGACGUACAUCUUCGCGUCGCGGCUCGCUUGGACCGUUUUCGGCGAGGUAAGGAUGGAACGGAGACGGAGACGGAGACGGAGACGGAGACGUACCCGGGAUGCAUUGAGGGGUGUGUUGGACAGGAAGAUUCGUGUGUGGGGUGCGAGUGAAGUUGAGAUAAUAAGAAGCCAGACAUUCUCGGUGGGUUUAUGUAAAGAAUUAAUGAUAUGCACAAUUAAGCCUGGUUAUCCUGUUGCUAGUUCAUGCGGAGAGGCAAAUUUUCUGAGCUGUACGA